AUCAGGGAAGAGUUGCAAGCCAACGGGAUCGACGUCUACCUUCAGAAGGAGGUUGAUGAGGAUGCUGAUGACAGGAUGGAUCAAUGAGAAGAUCACGGGGAGUUUACAGUGUUGUAAAUACGCACACACUCACAAACACCACUGACCGACCAACGCAUGGAUUCAUUAUAAAGCAUUGUUGGCCUUAAACCAUGUGUUGUGUUUGCCAUAGGAGAUGAUCCCAUUUGCUGUGGUGGGGAGCGACCAGGAGUACCAGGUCAAUGGAAAGAAGCUUCUGGGCAGAAAAACAAAGUGGGGCACCAUAGAAGGUAAUUCAACACACACACAACCAUUACUAUCCCUGUCAAAUGAAUCAUGUAAAAUGGGUUGAAGCAGAUUUGCCUGACUGGACUGCACAGUACAGCAGCUCAACCAUACAUACAGUGAGGGAAAAAAGUAUUUGAUCCCCUGCUGAUUUUGUAUGUUUGCCCACUGACAAAGAAAUGAUCAGUCUAUAAUUUUAAUGGUAGGUUUAUUUGAACAGUGAGAGACAGAAUAACAACAAAAAAAUCCAGAAAAACGCAUGUUAAAAAUGUUAUAAAUUGAUUUGCAUUUUAAUGAGGGAAAUAAGUAUUUGACCCCCUCUCAAUCAGAAAGAUUUCUGGCUCCCAGGUGUCUUUUAUACAGGUAACGAGCUGAGAUUAGGAACACACUCUUGAAGGGAGUGCUCCUAAUCCCAGUUUGUUACCUGUAUAAAAGACACCUGUCCACAGAAGCAAUCAAUCAAUCAGAUUCCAAACUCUCCACCAUGGCCAAGACCAAAGAGCUCUCCGAGGAUGUCAGGGACAAGAUUGUAGACCUACACAAGGCUGGGAUGGGCUACAAGACCAUCGCCAAGCAGCUUGGUGAGAAGGUGACAACAGUUGGUGCGAUUAUUCGCAAAUGGAAGAAACAAAAAAUAACUUUCAAUCUCCCUCGGCCUGGGGCUCCAUGCAAGCUCUCACCUCGUGGAGUUGCAAUGAUCAUGAGAAAGGUGAGGAAUCAGCCCAGAACUACACAGGAGGAUCUUGUCAAUGAUCUCAAGGCAGCUGGGACCAUAGUCACCAAGAAAACAAUUGGUAACACACUACGCCGUGAAGGACUGAAAUCCUUCAGCGCCCGCAAGGUCCCCCUGCUCAAGAAAGCACAUAUACAGGCCCGUCUGAAGUUUGCCAAUGAACAUCUGAAUGAUUCAGAGGAGAACUGGAUGAAAGUGUUGUGGUCAGAUGAGACCAAAAUGGAGCUCUUUGGCAUCAACUCAACUCGCCGUGUUUGGAGGAGGAGGAAUGCUGCCUAUGACCCCAAGAACACCAUCCCCACCGUCAAACAUGGAGGUGGAAACAUUAUGCUUUGGGGGUGUUUUUCUGCUAAGGGGACAGGACAACUUCACCGCAUCAAAGAUACGAUGGACGGGCCCAUGUACCGUCAAAUCUUGGGUGAGAACCUCCUUCCCUCAGCCAGGGCAUUGAAAAUGGGUCGUGGGUGGGUAUUCCAGCAUGACAAUGACCCAAAACACAUGGCCAAGGCAACAAAGGAGUGGCUCAAGAAAAGCACAUUAAGGUCCUGGAGUGGCCUAGCCAGUCUCCAGACCUUAAUCCCAUAGAAAAUCUGUGGAGCGAGCUGAAGGUUCGAGUUGCCAAACGUCAGCCUCAAAACCUUAAUGACUUGGAGAAGAUCUACAAAGAGGAGUGGGACAAAAUACCUCCUGAGAUGUGUGCAAACCUGGUGGCCAACUACAAGAAACUUCUGACCUCUGUGAUUGCCAACAAGGGUUUUACCACCAAGUACUAAGUCAUGUUUUGCAGAGGGGUCAAAUACUUAUUUCCCUCAUUAAAAUGAAAAUCAAUUUAUAAAAUUUUUGACAUGCGUUUUUCUGGAUUUUGUUGUUGUUAUUCUGUCUCUCACUGUUCAAAUAAACCUACCAUUAAAAUUAUAGACUGAUCAUGUCUUUGUCAGUUGGCAAACGUACAAAAUCAGCAGGGGAUCAAAUACUUUUUUCCCUCACUGUACUUAUGUUACUGCUGCCAAUACAUGUUUAAAUCCCAGCCAACUGAUUUAAACAUCUGUCGUCUAACUCAUAUCCACGUUUCUCUGGUCUGUCUGUGACUAAACAGAUUUAGGAGUAAUAGACGCGAGGAGGACGAUUUACCGAACCGUCUGAUUCCGGGUCACAAUCGGGGAAAUUGUGCACAGACACCAGGCCCCCAGUGUCCGGUCUGGAAUGUGAAGUCACGAGCUCUGCUGGUCGGCUACUGCAUAGCAACCUAGCGGUGCCAAAAGCCCUGCUCUGCCCCAGAACGCCUAUGUAAAAUACAAUUGCUAGAACGCCCCCCCCCCCCCAAAAAAAAAAAAAAAACAAAUUUACGUCAUUUUGGCCUUUAAAGUGUGUUUAUUAUGAUCUAGUUCGAUCCCCACGGUGAAUUAUUUUCAAGUUCGCUACAAAUCGAGAUAUUUUUUAAAGUAGUGAUCCAUUCUGACUACUACGUUUGUCCACACAAGGAAGCUUGCGCCCUCAUGCCAUAGACAUUAUAGUUGACUCUCUCAGGCAGGAUGAAAAUGACUACAUCGACCAUGAUCCUUUGCUAGUUACGGUCACUUUCACCAUGAUCCUUAGCGAUUUUUGUUGUUGCUGCCAUUCAGUCCCAUUCAGCAAUAUUGCACACUUCAAAUUAAAAUACUUCCGGCUUCAUGCGCCAUCGGGAGUUUUCCAUAGGAAUAUGUGGAUGACGUCAGUGCUAUCACCAUCUACUGAUUUUUUAUGUUUAUGACAGACACAGGUGUACUAUACUGUAGUUGAGAGCAUGCGUGCACUCACACACACAAACUAUCAUAGUGUUUACGUUUUUUGGACUACGCUGAGCAUUUUUAUUGCCAAGUUGGGGGUCGUCCCUGGGGGGGAAUAGGGGGGCAGAGGGGGAGGUGAUGAUGGGAAGAACAAACAGGAGGAGGAGGAAAAGAGGGGGGGGGGGGGGGGGGGGGUGUCAAAGCUCCUAUUUACUGGAGGACCGACUGUCUCUUUCCCAGAUUGCACCUGGCCCCUCCAGGGCCCCUCUUGGCCCUUGGUGAAUGCUCCUGUCAUCACUCCACACUUGUAGACAGACGGCUGAAGAGCAGCUAUAUUAUUCUGGACCUCUGUUGCUGUUAGGUCUGUUCAAAGGACCAACCAACCAGUGAGCUUAGCAUAAAUAGUUUUCUAGUGUUCUAGUACUUUGGUCCUGCUCUUGAACUAUCAACGUCUCCUACCCCAUAGUCGAUUGACGCGCCUGCUCUUCAAUCUAAUUAGCAUAAGAAGAAGAAUCUGUAUAUUUAACCUCUUAAGGAUAGGACCCUUUUUUUCAAUUUUCACCUAAAAUGAUAUACCCAAAUCUAACUGCCUGUAGUUCAGGACCUGAAGCAAGGAUAUACAUAUUCUUGAUACCAUUUGAAAGGAAACACUUUGAAGUUUGUGGAAAUGUGAAAUGAAUGUAGGAGAAUAUAACACAUUAGAUCUGGUAAAAGAUAAUAUAAACAAAAAGAGAAAGGCCACAAUAUAAUAUUGCAGUUUAGGCGCAAUUUAGAUUUUGUCCACUAGAUGGCAGCAUUGUGUGUGCAAAGUUUCAGAUUGAUCCAGUGAAGCAUUGCAAUACUGGACUAUUUUGUAUCAAGUCUGCCCAAAUGUGCCGAAUUGGUCAAUCUGAAACUUUGCACACACACUGCAAAAUCUAAAUUGAUACAUUUUCAAGUACAUAACUAUAGAGAACAUGCAAAAAUGAUAUGGUAAUACAAAAUGUAAGUUUACACACUCCCAGGAAUGUCAUACAUGAUGUAUCAUUAGCUUAUACACUAACUUUCACACAUCUAGAUGGCCGGGCGGGGUGGGUGUGGAGCCAGAGACAGCAAGGGUUCAAACUGUAGAACCCAGUUCCUACAUUUGAAUGUAAAAAUUGAUUUUAUCAAACAAAACUAUGCUAGAUUUUAUCUCUGGGACCCAUAGGAUGACGAAUCAGAGCAAGAUUAUUGAAUGUAAGUACAUUAUUUACCUUCAGAGGUGAAUGUAUCAAACCAGUUGCCGUGAUAAGUUUUUUGUUGUGCAUUCUCCUCAAACAAUAGCAUGAUAUUUUUUCACUGUAAUAGCUACUGUAAAUUGGACAGUGCAGUUAGAUUAACAAGAAUGUAAGCUUUCUGCCCAUAUAAGACAUGUCUAUAUCCUGGAAAGUUUGCUGUUACUUACAACAGUCAUGCUAAUCACAUUAGCGCACGUUAGCUCAACCAUCCCAUAUAUGGGACACCGAUCUCGUAAAGGUUAAUCUAGAGGUCUGCUUCUCAAUCGGCCUUCCACAUCUGCUCUGGAAGGUGGCAGAGCUACAGCGGUGUUUGUCAGACCAGGAGACAUCCCGAAAAUCGAUUUUCUCACUGAAACGUCUGCAGAGUCCGAGCAGUUUGGGCUUUUGUUUGCUCUACGACCCCCACAAGCUUCACGGGACUAGUCUGAAGUCGGUACCGACAGUGUGCCAACUUCGGUCUGAGCCACAAACUCAUAUGACCCCACUAUCAAAAGCUGAGACUCUAACAAACAUGCUGUUUUGCUCUACGACGCCCACAAGCUUCACUAGAGUCGUCUGUGUAUGGAAGUCGUUUUUGUACCCAAAAAAAGGGUUAAAUAUGGCAAAAAAAUAUAGGACAGACGCUUCAAAACAUACUUCCUUCUGAUUACAUUUUUUAUUAUCUGUUUUGCCCCAAGGCUUUAGACUCCAUGGGGUUAAAACACCCAUGGACUUUAAUUUAACUUUAGACAAAGGUGUGUUUGUGGGAGCAUGGAUGUGAGAAAUGUGGUUGCCCCCUGGCCAGGCGUUGUGCUCAGGCAGUGGGAGAGGGAUGGAUGGCGGGAGCGAGCGAGCGAGUGAGAGGAAGAGAGCUGCUGGGCACGUCUGCACCUCCAUCAUAAGAAAAAGUCAAGGGGGGUGAAUACUUUCUGAAGGCACAUAAAAUACUAUCUAAAGGUAAAAGUGUAUUAUUAAAGAGGCAAUCUGCAGUUGCUUAGUCAAUUUUUUGACUUAUAAAUUAAUUGUAUAAACCAAUUGAUUCUUGAAGAAUAUAACUUAUAAAUGCCUCAUGAGCUUAGUUCAACUGUUGUACUCCAUCAAAACCCUAAAUACAAUAUUGUUUUACUCCAAUGUUUGUAAACAAUGUAAAUUUAAGCAAGCACUGUAUAGCCUCAAAACAUGGUUAAAACUAUAAUUUCGAUAUCAUGGAUGGUCCGUCCUUUCAGCCAUAGCUCGGUCUAUGAAUUUAAUGUUUACAUUUCUGGAGGCCCAUCCCUCAGCUUUUAAUCAAAACAAAGGCAGGGUUGUGGCUUUGUUGUGGUUUCAACUGCGGAUUCUAGUUUUAAUAUCAUGAAUAUGGCAUCCUAUUCAUAGGGCUAAGGAUAACUGAUAACUUCCAAAGUUCCCAAUCAACCAUGGAUGAAUGAUAGUAUACCUUUGGGCAAAUCAGAUGUCAAUAGCCUACAUAAACCCAACCUCACUCCAAAUGUACUUUCACAUACAGCUUGUGUAAGAAAAGUUAGCGUUAGGCUACUUUCAACUAUUCAAUGUUAUUUAGGUAGUCUACGCAAAUGAGUAUGGAAGCUGAUCAAUGUCUAAAUGUUAUGACAUGAUAGCUCAGCCUAAAACAAACACAGCUUGUUUCCAAAGCUAAGCAAGGUACAUAGAGGUAGGCCUCUGGAUGGUAGACUCGUUCUCACUUAAGUGCAUUACCUAUCAUAUACCAGUAGGAGUCACUGUUCAGGCAGGAAUCAUUGGACUGUGGCUUCACAUUUUAUUUCAAUAUACUGUACCUCUAUUUAGGUUGAUGGCAUGACCUUGAAACUAUGUUGAUUCAAACAUACCGUUUUACUAUCAACAUUGAAACAAGGUCAAAUAAAAUGUCGAAUCAAAUAUGAAAUUCAACAUAAUUUCAAACCACCCAAAAUAUAUUGAAUAUAGGAUGAAAAGGAUUUGUACUUUUCUACGUGGAAUUUAACGCAAUUUCAAUGUAUACAUAGUUCUGAUGACUAUGUUGAAAUAUUGAUGCAACAACCUGUUAGUAGGUUAAGUAAUUGUGUUUCAAUUGAAGUUUUCACCCUAAUUUCAAUGUUUACAAUGCUGGUUGAAAUUAGAUGAAAACAGUACUGGUCGACUUUUUGCAAAUCCAGAGGUAUUUUCCACGUAGAUUCCAUGUCACAAUAGGUUGACAAAUGACGUUGAAACAAUGUUAAUUCAACCAGUGUGCCCAGUGGGUUGAUGUUUCUCUGGGAAACAUUUAUGACUAAAUCCCAUCUUCGUUUCCGCUCUGUCAGGACCCACAUGCAGAACAUCACCAACAUCACCAGUAGCAUCCACUACGAGGUGUACUGUGUACACAGGCUAAAUGAGACCAACGCCCAGCCCAACAGCCAGCCACUCAACACAUUGGUCAACCCACAGCCACAGCAGGCCAACGCAGUGACAGCACAGUUCUGA
Coregonus sp. 'balchen' is the source of this 6497-nucleotide messenger RNA. The record is from the annotation of a GenBank genome assembly. Lineage: Eukaryota; Metazoa; Chordata; Actinopteri; Salmoniformes; Salmonidae.